Messenger RNA from Oncorhynchus keta (chum salmon), 2948 nucleotides. Its product is annotated as trophoblast glycoprotein. Lineage: Eukaryota; Metazoa; Chordata; Actinopteri; Salmoniformes; Salmonidae. Gene Ontology annotation, molecular function: protein binding. The coding region runs from base 1031 to 2341 and encodes 436 amino acids. Gene Ontology annotation, cellular component: plasma membrane. The transcript is spliced from 2 exons. The record is from RefSeq and is a predicted model, not a curated record.
CACAUCAGUGACUCAACCCACUCAAGUGACACACCCCUUCUUGGGACAUCAUGAAAGAGCCCCAGUAAGCAGUGACUCAGCCCCUGUAAUAGGGUUAGAGGCAGAGAAUCCCAGUGUCUUCCACAUUUAACCCAACCCCUCUGAAUCAGAGAGGUGUAGGGGGGCUGCCUUAAUCGACAUCCACAUCAUCGGCGCCUGGAGAACAGUGAACUGCCUCGUAGUCUUGUUUUGCCUUUCGGUUACGGGCUCAACUCUCCUACCCACCAGGCUACCUGCCGCCCUAGUUAAACUGUACAUAAAACUUUGAACAGUUCUUAUUUUCCUAAAUAAACAAUAUAUUGCUUGUAUGUUCUGGCAACUCAGUGAUUGUGAUCAUUGUGAUGAUACAUUUAAACGUCAUUGCCACAUUGGUUUUUGGACGUGAACUGAAUUGUCCCUGGUGGUAUCCUCCAACCAUCCCAUCUAGCGGAGAAAGGAGGAAAAACACGUACUUCAACAGAGGAUUUGGAACUUGACGUUUAAGACGUAUCCGUCGACGACCACCAGAGGGCGCUAUAGUACUAGGCUACAAUAUUACUGGGGCGCGGUGUAGGACCAUGAACUAUACCGACUGUGUUUAAAAGGAAAGUUAUUGCUCUUUUAGCAUGAACUAUACCGACUGUGUUUAAAAGGAAAGUUAUUGCUCUUUUUUCCUAUGUCAUGUUUCAGUCACACCUACCGUGCGCGCACACACACCCUCAAAUAAGAUUUCCACAUUCCGUUUAAAGUUGUUGUCCAACUGCAUUGCUGGGAGGCAGGGACAGAGACACACCCAUAGGCAAAAGACUCAGGAGAGUGCGGCGAUGGUGAAUCUGUAGUUACUAAGUCACUCCGUUAUUUAGGUUGACGUGAUGACGAGGUCGUGGCUGCCGUCCCUGCUGUAGGCUAGUCGUUUUUACAGCGGGUUACAUGCUGGCUGUCGCGGACCGGUUGACAGUCGUGUUGGUAAGGCUAUGUGCAUCUACUGAAGACGAGGCAACAGGUUUCAACCAUGGCCGUUAAAGAGAUGUUCUCUCAGUGGGCUCUACUGUUGCUGUGUACUCUCCCUGUGAUGACCGUCCACUCAGAGGGGUGUCAGUGUCCAGGAGGCACCAUUUUGGCCCAGUUUCCCUCUGUCCUACCCGCUGAGGCCUGCUGUCUGAACUACUCCGGCUCCACGUUCGGCCAUGUUCGCUGGGCCAUGCUCACCAACAGGACCAGACUACAGCUCCUGGACCUGUCUCACUGUACCAUCACUCAGAUAGACCUGGAGGACACAGAGACCACACUCUCUCCUCUCCAGGAGGUCUAUCUGGGUCACAACAGACUGACCUCCAUCCCAGGGAACUUCCUGUCAGAUCUGCCCAGCCUGAAGGUGCUGGAGCUGGGCAUGAACCAGCUGAGGGAGCUGCCUGAGGAUUUCCUCAGGGGAUCUGACGGCCUUCAGGAGCUAGAUCUCAGGGGCAACCUCCUCCGUUCUCUCCCCACCUCUGUGCUGUCUCUGCGGGGUCUGCAGAGGCUGGAACUGGUGGACAACCCCUGGGACUGCUCUUGCUCCCUGGUGGAGGAGCUAGACAACAACAACACCAGCCUGCAGGGCAUCGUGGGUAACAUCACCUGCGCAUCUCCUCGGAGCCUGGCUGGGCGGCUCGUGUGGUCGGUGGCACCUGGUGACGUCUGCCGCCCACCAGGGCUCACGGCACUUUUCAUCCUCCUGCCCCUCUUCAUCCUCCUCGGCCUCGUCCUCUGCUGGUGCUGUGGGAGGAAGAGGAAGACGAAGGAGAAGCCGGCCUUCGGCUCCUCCAAGAAGAAGGCCUCCCACUCCCAUUCACCCAACGGUCACCACCACCACCACCACCGAUCCAAGCCCCCAGCAGGCGGAGGAGGGGGUAACUACCCCACGGCCGGGGACAGCAGCAGGAAGGAGAUGUUGAAGAACCAGCUCCUCCUGCGACCCUCCUCCGCCCUUCUUGGCUCCACCAGGGACAUCUAUGAGGAGGUGGAGAUUAAAGUAGAAUCUGUGGAGUCCCUCUCUCACUCCCUCCCCAACUCCCCUCCCUCUCCUGGGUCCUCCUCCCAGACAGAGGGCCCCGAGCUGGACCUGGGCGGACAAGCAGAGCUGGAUGCAGUGAGUGUGACGGAGGUGAUGAAGGACUCAGCAGACAGGGAGAAGGCUUAUAUGACCCAGACCACUGAAUACUACAGUCUGGUGCCAGGGAUGGAUCUGGAUGACUCAGAUCACGCCCCGGACUAUGCCUCGGAUCAGGCCUCGAACCACGCAUCAUCAGACCACGCAGAGUACGAGAGUGUUGACCUGUCGUGAGAAUGGACAUAGGUUCGCUAGAAGGAGUGUGUCUCUCAUGACUGGCUGACUGGCUUGAGUGUGUGAGUGUGUGAGCGUGUGAGUGUGUGAGUGUGUGUGAGUGUGUGUGAGUGUGUGAGUGUGUGAGUGUGUGAGCGUGUGAGUGUGUGUGAGCGUGUGAGUGUGUGUGAGUGUGUGUGAGUGUGUGUGUGUGUGAGUGUGUGAGCGUGUGAGUGUGUGUGAGCGUGUGAGUGUGUGUGAGUGUGUGUGAGUGUGUGUGUGUGAGCGUGUGAGUGUGUGUGAGUGUGUGUGAGUGUGUGAGUGUGUGUGUGUGUGUGAGUGUGUGUGUGUGAGUGUGUGUGAGCGUGUGAGUGUGUGUGUGUGUGUGUCAGAGAAAAAGAGAGAGUGUUGAAUGUUCCACAGAGAUGUGGUCGGAACUGAAUUAUCAAUCACAAUCAUAUGACAGGAAGUGGGGUCACCUUGAGAUCUCCAGGAUGGGAUUGACUUGAGCUCCAGUGUGACCAAAUCAUCCACUACCACCACCACAACCACACCACCACCACCACCACCACACCACCACCACCACAACCACACCACCACCACCACCACCACCACCACCACCACAACC